CAAAAUAAUAAUAAUAAUAAUUAAUAAUAAUAAUAAUAAUAAAUAAUAGAUAGAGUUUAAUUAACCUGUCCAUAUCAUGCAGCUAUUAUGUGGCAGGGCUGGGAUUUGAACCCCGUUCCGUUCGUCUCCAGAACCCAAGAUCCUAACCAUUGCAGACUAUCAUUUUCCAUGGGGGUGUAAUUUCAGCUCCCAUUUACUUAAAUGGGGCCUCUGUUUUCUGGGCAGCCCUGAAUUCAUCCAUACGCACACGUCCAUUCUCCCUGGAAAAAGGUACGAAAUGUCAGCAUGAUUUCUUACGGAUUUUUCCAGACUGGAAGAGAUUGAAUGGGGUCAUUUCAUUCCUCCCACUACCUCUGCCCUGGACCGGGCUCAGCCUUCUGGAAGGAAGCCUGCAAACUCCGACUCUGUGCCUCUCGGUGAAAUGAAACCCUGAGAAACGUCCCUGACUCCUCCCGGGGAAGGGCAGCAAGCAGUGUCGGGUCCUCGUGUGUCUAAGGUUACACGGCAAGCGCGGAGGUGCUUGCUGGGCUCUGGGCAACGUAAUGAUGUGUACAUCUCAGUUCCUGCCCCCAAGUGAUGUCCAUGAAAGAAGUGGGUGAUGGCUUGCAGGAUCAGAUGAACUGCAUGAUGGGGGCGCUGCAAGAACUGAAGCUCCUGCAGGUGCAGACGGCCCUGGAGCAGCUGGAGAUCUCUGGAGGGGGUCCUGCCCCAGGCUGCCCAGGAAGCCCGGGGACGCAGCCCGAGCCCCCUCGAUGGGAGGGUGGCAAAGGUCCUGCCAGCCCCCUGGCCUGCUCCCCCUCCAACCCACCUGCACUUGGCAGCAGCACCAAGUUCCCGUCGCAUAGGAGUGUCGGGGGGAGGGAUCUGGCGCCCCUGCCCAGGACACGGCUGCCAGAGCACCAGAGCUGUGCCCCGCAGGCGCCAGAGCUGGGGGAGCUGGAUGACUGGACCUCCACACUGAUGUCCCGAGGCCGGAAUCGACAGCCUCUGGUGUUAGGUGACAACGUCUUUGCGGACCUGGUGGGCAACUGGCUGGACCUGCCAGAACUGGAGAAGGGUGGGGAUCGGGGUGACAGCGGGGACGCAGGCGCGCCCAAGGCAGGGAGGGCGCAGCCACGGGAGCUGGGCCGCAGGUUCGCCCUCACAGCCAACAUCUUUAGGAAGUUCUUGCGUAGCGUGCGGCCAGACCGCGACCGGCUGCUGAAGGAGAAACCGGGCUGGGUGACACCCACAGCCCCUGAGCCCCGAGCCGGACGCUCGCAGAAGGUGAAGAAGCGCAGCCAUUCCAAGGGCUCAGGACACUGCCCCUUCCCCGGCGCCACGGAGCCCAGACGGGGGGAGAUCCCCCCCGCGGGCUGCCCCAAGGCCCUGGAAUCCUCUCCCUCUGGCUUUGAUAUUAACACAGCUGUUUGGGUCUGAAUCCUAGAGUCAGAAAGUGGACUGAACCCCAAAGGGCCAGGUCCCGGGAAAGAGGCCGGGCUGGUGGUGUGGCUCUCAAAAGCCCAACUCCAAGUCCCUUCCCCCUGGGACGGAGGAGAAGCCGGAGGCUCUGGAGCAGGGCUCCCUGUGGUUGGCAGAGGCCGUGGCAGGGGCCUGGCUGGUGGGGGAGGUGAGUGUUCCUGGUCAGAGAGAGAGAGAAAGAGUGUGUGUGUCUGUGUGUGUGUGUGUGUGUUGCUCAUUUUGGGGCUGGAGGUGACAGCAGGGGAGGGGCUGGGGAGGAGACCAGGAAAUCCUGACAUUCCUUCGCUGCCCCCAAAGGUCUCGGUUGAACAUCCUGCAUGGAUCGGGACAUUGGGGCCUCAGGUUCCCCAGAGAUGCUGUCAAUAAAGACUUUGUCUCUUGUGUCCCCAACCUUA
This is a messenger RNA of Sus scrofa (pig), 1856 nucleotides long. NCBI's taxonomy places the organism in Eukaryota, Metazoa, Chordata, Mammalia, Artiodactyla, Suidae. The record is from RefSeq and is a predicted model, not a curated record.